CUCCCCGAUCCUUCCCGCACCCGCCCGCUUUUGCGGGAGCAGCAGCCGAACGGAGAGGAGCGGACGGGCGGCCGAGCCCAGCCGGCUGGAGGGGCAGCGGAGAUGAACAGCUCCGAGGAGGACGCAGGUGCCAGCCCCGUGCCCAGCCCGGGCUUCUCAGCCUUCGACGAGCCACCCCAGAAAAGACAGAGAACUGUAGAAGACUUCAAUCAAUUCUGCACUUUUGUGCUAGCCUACGCAGGUUACAUUCCCUACCCAAAGGAGAAUGAGCCAUGGACAUGCCGAGGCAACAGGAGCCCUCAGAACAGCACUGGAAGCACCCAAGACAGUGACAGUUGGGGAUCGGCUCAGUCCUGUGAUUCCCAAGUGCUUUCAGACGAUGGAGGAGGCAGGAGCGGAGCCUACAAGGGGACAGGAGAGCUGCUGAACUGCCCCAACGUAGCCAGUAGCUUUUGCGCUGGUCGGCACCAGCAAACCAAGAAGAGGAAACAGUCACAGUCGUCAAAGAAACUCAGCGCGAACCAGGCAACGGACAAGGGCUUGAUGCCCCCGAAGGACCAUGCACAGAGAACGCCCGAGGCUUUCACGGAAGUGAAGGAGCUGCAAUCCUGUCUCCAAGAGGUCCCAUCCAGACCUCUUUUGGAGCAAACGGAGAAAGACUGUAUCCCUGGACUUUACACCGAAGAGAAGACUGAGGAACAGGGGACGUGCAAAGAGGAAAGAACCACCUCUGCCUCUUGGGGCGCGGUGGAGCAAAGCACAGAAGAACCGGCAGGAGACGUCCCUCAACUUAGCGAUAUGCCCGAAGAGUUCCCUGCAGCCUCAGACGCCAAAACAGAUGAAGACGACGCUUGGGACCUCAUCACUUGCUUCUGCCUAAAGCCCUUCGCCGGGCGACCCAUGAUCGAAUGCAACGAGUGCACGACUUGGAUACACCUCUCCUGCGCCAAGAUCCGCAAGUCCAACGUGCCCGAGGUCUUCAUCUGCCAACGCUGCCGCGACGCCAAGCAAGAGAUCCGCCGGUCCAACAGAGCCCGUACCGUCCCCCGCAAGCGCUUCUGUGACUGACGGUAGCCGGGAGGGGCGAAGGGCCACCGCCCUCCAAAGCUUCAGUUGGAUUUUGUUUUUGCUGCCAAGACAAUCAAAAUGCAGGAACUGCCCUAGGGAAGGAGGAGAGACCGGAGGCAGCCCUGGAAAUUUCCAAGACUUUUUGACCCGCGUGUCUUAUUCCAAAUGUUAAAAUUGGGGCAGAGGAAGAGACUGGGGUGCUAUUGAGAUCUCAGGGUUAUGCUAGAGCAGCAAAUGCACAAAUGCCUGGCAGACACGAGACUGUGGGUUUUUUUUGGGGGGGGGGAAUUUAUCUGCAGGCAAUGCACUAAGUUAGCCAGUAGCCUCUCUGCCCUUGUGCAGAGGUGCCUUUUCUCAGCAGCCUAAAGGGAGUCGUGGGCCCAAGCAAGACUUCUCUGUGGUACGCUAGCUGCUCGGGCUUUAAAUGGAUCGGAUUAUGCACCCCCGUUUUUGUGGUUUGUUCUUUGCCCCUUGGAACGGUGAGUCGGGGGAAGCUCCUCGAUCUCUUUCCCAAAAGCACACUUCAAAGGGGCCCAGUCCCCUUCCCCCUUGGGCACACAUACACACACAGCUUAGAGAGGGCUCUUUUGCAGCCCAUUUAGAGAGCUCCGUUCUGUCCCCAGGACAGCUGGCACCCCACUUCGGAGCUCCCCACCCUUUCAGCAUUCGAGCGAGAUGCCAUGCUAUAUAGCCAGGCUGGUCGCCAUUGGGCCAGGAAAGGGAGUGAUAACACUCCCCAACUGUACAUACUUGGUAUGCAGAGGCUUAGAAAAUAUUUAGCUCUAUCUACUCCACUCACUGGCCUAGCCUAGACUUCCGGUUGCACUACUGUCUCAUUUGAAGGGAAGGUGGGACUUGGGGAGAGGAGGGGGAACUGAGAACACGAAUAGCUGUAGAGCCUUUUUAGGAGCUAAAAGGGGGAGGAGACCUUUUCCCCCCCCCCAAGGUAGAUGGAUGGGGAGGCUCCUGGCAGAAGCAGAUUGGGUCCUGCUUGUCUCCAGGCUGCUCUUGGGAGAGCAAUCUGGGGAUUUCUUUAAAAAAAAAAAAAAGAUCUGUGUACUAUGCAAAUUAUUGGUUGUUGCUGGAGAAAUUGUGCCAGCCAGCAAGCAAAUGCUUGUUUGGAGGUGAUUUGCCACUCUCCCCCCCCUGCUCCGCCGAGACUCUUCUGGUUUGACCCACGUGCCUUCUUUCAUCUCAUCCUUCAGCCGUGCUUCGAUCUGAAAAGUUUGGUCCCGAUAGCACACACACAACAUUGCAGUCAUUUUAGAGUGGGUUUGGAACAGGCUACGCACUGCUUGAGAGCAAAAAAAAUCCAGGCCUAACUUGUGAUCCCACCGGUACCUCUGCUCCCCUUGAGUGUUUACAUUUUUACGGUUAGUCUGUAUAAAAAUGUAAGGUAGCACAGUACAAUGCUGUAUACUGGGUAUAUACCGAGUGAUACGUAUAGAUUAAAAUACUUUU
Molecule: messenger RNA, 2529 nt
Organism: Thamnophis sirtalis
Lineage: Eukaryota; Metazoa; Chordata; Lepidosauria; Squamata; Natricidae
Source: RefSeq, a predicted model, not a curated record